AUGAAUUAUAAGAAAGAAACUUUAGAACUACUUGGUUAUGAAAAUGUGGAAUGUUUUAUACCAAAAAACUUACUAAAUGACUUUCCAUAAUACUUUACUACAGAAUAAUAACCUCCAUUAGUAACUGAAAUUUCUGAAAGUAAAUUAGAGUAAUAUAAAUAAUAGUGACUGAAAAUGGACUGAUUUUUAUGUCAGCUCUAAGUCAGAAUAAUACUCCUUAAGUUUCGUCAUAACUUUUAAGGUCUGUAUAAUCAAAGAGUUCUCAAGGAAAAAUAAGAAUCUUUUUCCCUUAAAGUAUCUACAAUAUUAAUAUCUUUUAAGAAUGGCCAGUGGUGAAGACCAACAUGAGUCCUUUUUCUUUUUCAAGAUAUUCUCAUUUUCAAUCUUUAAUCAUCAGAAAUUGGUACUAUUUAGACAAUAGCAAUAAUAUUUAAGGUAUAUAUAUUAUAAAAUACAAAAAGGACCAUUUUCUUGUGUCGAAAUGGAUAAUUGGUAUCGAAAAAAUUUACUGAAUCCAGAUUUGCUAAUAAGUUAUAAAUCUAGAGACUUAACUUCGUUUGUAAAAGUAAAAGAUCUUCUUAAAGAUUCUGAAAAUCCAAGAUGCAAUAAAAUUCUAAAAUAGAUGUAUAAGAGAGCAUCAAGUGCUAUUAAUAAUAGUAAAUAGUUUAUAGAUAAUAUUAGAGUAAAGAAUUUCGAAUGAUUCUCCAAUGAGUAAAGCAUCAACUGAACUAUCUUUNAUUUCAAAUAGAAAAUUUGAAAAUUUGACAAUAAUUAUUAUAACUGUUAUACAAAAAUAUUCAGAAAUCAAAUUUUAUAUAAAUUGA
This is a messenger RNA of Paramecium pentaurelia, 824 nucleotides long. The record is from the annotation of a GenBank genome assembly. NCBI's taxonomy places the organism in Eukaryota, Ciliophora, Oligohymenophorea, Peniculida, Parameciidae.